AUGGCCGAAUCAUUCGAACAAAUUUUCAAAUGCAUCAAGGGCAACUACAGCAACUACACGAAAGACACAGUUUGCAAGGCCAGCGAAUUCUUAGGGAUAGCAGAAAAUCAACCACCUGACAUUCAUCGGAUUAAUGAAGCAAUGGCAAAUCUACAUGCUUUAUUAGACCACGAGGGUCGCGAACUUCCGGGGCAAGAGGAUGUUGUUCGCUUUAUUCGCGUCAUUGCCAUUGUAAUGGGAAAUCAGGUUGACAUACCACAUCCACCAGAACCACUAAGACGAGACGAACGCGGACAUGAGUGGUUUGGCCGUGAUGACUGUAAAAUAAAUGAUGAAAGAUUGACACAAUUUGUUGGACGUGAAAGGACCGUUGACCUCAAGCAAAUUCACAAUAGCUUGAGACGAACGGGACCAAAAACUACAAAAGAAUUUUUCGCAAACUUUAUGACCAUGCUUCUUGUGCAGGUGGGACAUUCUUUAGUCUACUAG
This is a messenger RNA of Cylicocyclus nassatus, 489 nucleotides long. The record is from the annotation of a GenBank genome assembly. Lineage: Eukaryota; Metazoa; Nematoda; Chromadorea; Rhabditida; Strongylidae.